Molecule: messenger RNA, 1334 nt
Organism: Zingiber officinale
Lineage: Eukaryota; Viridiplantae; Streptophyta; Magnoliopsida; Zingiberales; Zingiberaceae
Product: protein NINJA homolog 1-like
Exons: 2
Coding region: 16-1215 (399 amino acids)
Biological process (GO): signal transduction; negative regulation of DNA-templated transcription
Cellular component (GO): nucleus
Source: RefSeq, a predicted model, not a curated record
CGGUCGGGUUUAUUUAUGCGGUCCUUUUCGCUACGGAGCUCCCACGGAGCGUUGCUUCAAAUUAAGAAGAGGAGGCAGGCGGAAGAGGCGGAGGCGGCGGCGGCGGCAGCGGCGGCGAUGAAGGCAAUGGAGGAGUUAUUCCGCCCGAUCGCGGAGGAAGAGGAGGAGGACGACGCCGCAAGCCUGGAUCUCACUCUCAGACUCUCCGUCGGCGGGGGCGUCGGGAAGAAGAGCUCGAAGCCGAGAGCCGAUGACCACGACGGCGACCGAGGACGCGUGAAGGAUGGGGCCGAAGGGCUCCGUAGAGAUGGGGGAUUCGCCCGCGCCGAACUGCCAUCGACGGAAGACCGCUCGUCGCUGGCUCGAAUGAUGCUGCUAUUGAGGGCGCGGGAUCGGGCGGCGAAGGAGGAAGAGGCGUCGUCCGGUGGUGCUAGGCGAUCGGCGGCGAGUCCCAAAGACGGGGGCGGCGGCAUUUCCCUCCACGGUGCUGCCUCAAUCCCUAACUCUAACCCUAGACACAAUCGCAUCGGCCAGCAUCAUUCGCUCCCUAUUGUGUACCCUUACCACCGAGUCCACUAUGUGCCGGUGCCGAACGGGAUCCAGUUCCCGUACGUGAUGCCUUUCUCGAACCUGAAUAUGCUCCGGCCGGUGGCCGCCCACGGUCUCCCUUUUCAGGCAAAUCCAAAAGCUCCUUCUAGUAGCGGGUUGAAUGGAGGUAAAGGCCUUAACACUGGUACUCCGGCGAAGACGGAUUCAACAGCGAGUAGCUCGUCUUCCCUGUCGAAUCAUCAAAGCGGAUCCGUUCGAGGCGGCGGUAGCACCUCCAGUGGCGACUCGAGGAAGCAGGCAAUCCCAGAAAAAGCAGAGCAAUCCACAGCCAACAUGCUGGUUCCGACCGACGACGCACAGCCCGGCGUGAAGUCGAACACCAAGUCACCGGAGCGCAAGGCCUCCGUGAGCAAGACCUCUGCUUCCCGAACCGCUGGGACUCCGCCUCCGCCGCCGCGGCGAAUGCCGCUCGUCUCGGCCACCGGCGACGGCCCCAACGGGAAAACCAUCACUGGCUUCUUGCACAGUUACACGAAUUCAGAGGUGCGGAUCCUGUGCGUCUGCCACGGGAUCUCCCUAACGCCGGCGGAGUUCGUGGGGCACGCUGGGGCCACCGACGUCUCGCAGCCAUUGAAGCAGAUCGUUGUGGUCGGAGACUCAAGUUGACGAAUAGCUAGCUUGCUUUUGGUAGUGUUUUAGGAAGGAGGGAAUGUCUAGCGUGACAUGUGAUGUAGUAGGCCUGUGAAUCUUCCUUGGGAUAUAUAAUAUAUUCCACGAAAAUCUUG